GGGGCCGAUGACGUCACGGAGGAGCGAGACGGGGAACAUUCAGUAAAAUAUGGCCGCUUUACGGCCUGAACCCGAAGAAAGCCUGGACAACCAGUGCAAUAACAAUGAUCCCUUGGAUGAUGAAAGCAAAGAAGUUGAAUGCGAGGGUACGGCGGAUGAAGCUCCUAUGUCAGAAGAGGAUUUUUUUCAGGAAAACACCGACGCAAAAGAAGAAACGAAAGAGUCUGCAGAGGCACUGAACAAUUCAUCCGUUCAUAGUGGCUUUGUACGAAACGGAGAAUCAACCCCGUGCCCUGAAUCUGACUCAGUAGUGCCAAAGGCACGUGCUCAUAAACCCGACGAUGUUUCCCAGGAUGAAGAUCUUGGGCUGGUUUGGUCCGAGUCAGAAGAUGAGUUGGACUCGAGGACAUGUAGCCUCUCGGGCAAAGAAGGCACGGGUAAUGAACUUCAGCAAGAGACUCCAGAGGACCAGACAACAGAAGACCUCGGCUUAGAUACUGGGAGUACCAUUGGACAUGAAGAUGCACUAGGACAUGAAGAUGCACUAGCACAAGAUGAGGAGGAAGAACUGACUGAUCUGAGUGUGGAAAUGGAGUGUGACAGUGACUCUAAGGAGGGUGAGGAGGAAAAGGGAGAGGAAAUAUCAGAAGAGGAGGAAGAAGUAGAACCCAAAGGUGAAGUGCAAAGUAAAGAACCUGAAGAAGGAGAGGAUAGGGGGCCAGGUGACGAUGAGGAGUGCCAUGAGGCUGAUGUUGUGGAUAAGCAGCGGAAAACUCGCCUGAACUGCCGUGACUGUGGCAAAAGCUUCACUCGACGAGAGACAUACGACCUGCAUCGCCACUUCCAUAUGCAUCAAGAUGAGCAGGCUUCUCUCACCUGCAAAGAAUGUGGCCUCACCUUUCAGCAUCGCAGUAGCCUCAUCAAGCACCGCAGCGAACACAAACAGAACGGUAUACCAGAUUCAGCAUUGGUCUCUUAUAAGCGGUCUCAGCUAAGGGAGUUCAGGGAAGAAAAGAUCUUUGAAUGUGACCAUUGUGGUGAUUGUUUUGCAUCUCUGAUUCGUUACAAGCUUCAUGCCUGCCAGCAGAGCCUGGAGAAGCCUUACCGCUGCCCUCUGUGCCGCAAAGAGUUCCAGUACAGAGUGUCCAUCAAUGCUCACAUGCAGAGCCAUUCAUUAGAGUGUCCUUACAGGUGCCUCGAGUGUAAUAAGGGCUUUCAGUGUGCUGUGACAUUGCACAUCCAUCAGCGCUCCCAUGCUGCCCUUAAACCUUAUGAAUGCCCUGAUUGUGGUAUGGUCUUCCGGCACCGCUCAUUCAUGGAUGACCAUCGCCGCAAGCACACCGAGGAAAGGCCACACCGGUGCACCAUAUGUGGCAAAAACUUCAAAUACGGCAGCCUUUUGCAACAGCACCAAUACCUUCACACUGGCCAGAAGCCAUACCGGUGCACAGAAUGUGGGAAGAGGUUUGCGUUUGCACAGAAUAUGCGUGCACACUGUCGCCAACACAAGAAACUCACUAGUUCUGCUGGUUUUGAGGCAGCUAUUACAGAAAACAAUGAAAUGCCCAAUGGUACAGGUUUAGGAUCUAUAGGGAAAGAGAACACCAAUACAAUCAUGGAGCACCAGCGUAACUGUCCACUGUGUCCUCAGCUCUUUUACAAAGCAGCUGACUUAAGGGCCCAUAUAUUGGCACAUGAGGCAGAAUAUGAAAAAUUGAGUAAUGGGAAAAGAAAUUACAAGGUCUAUGCCUGUCCCAAUUGUCCUCUCCAGUUUUUGGAUGAAUCCACCUUACAGUCACAUGCCUUGACUCAUCAGGUUAUAGCAACUCCACUGAAGAGGGAGGUUCUCAGUGUAGCAAGCUCAGCUAGCGUUGAUAACAUUUCAACAGAUGGAGAAUGGGGAGACCAGGCAGACAAAAAACCUUUAAGAUGCAGAGACUGUGGCAAAAGCUUUCGUUACCGUUCUGUUUUAGAGCUUCACAUGCGCAUACACAACAGGGGUUACCAGUGCCACGUUUGUAAAAAGUCAUUCCGAUUCAGCAGCUAUUUACAACAGCACUUGAUCAUCCAUUCCGGCAAGAAGCCAUACAAGUGCCCUGACUGUGGAAAGGACUUUGCAUUUCUUCAGAACAUGAAGACUCACCAGAGACUGCAUCAACAGAAACCUUUUCGCUGCACACAGUGUCGCAAGGGCUACAGUGAUGAGAGUCAGUUGCAGCGCCACAUGCUUUGCCACUCAGGAGACAAGCCUCACAAAUGUCAUGUCUGCAACAAGAGUUUUGGAUUAGCAUACUUACUUCGUGACCAUCUGAACACCCAUACUGGGGAGAGGCCACAUCGUUGCCAAGAGUGCCAUAAAUCAUUCCCCUGGCUAAGCAGUCUCCUUGUUCAUCAAAAAAUACAUGCACGAAAACGUCAAGGAGCAAGCCAGUCCUAUUCUUCGACUGUUGGUUCCCAAAGAGGGAGGACAAGUGCUGUUGGAAGGGGCAGGAGAAGUGGUAGAUGGGUUUCAAGUUGGUCAAGAAUGGGAGGUAAUGUGGACAGGGCAGUGCCGCUGCAACAGGCUCCUUUUACAGAUCAGAUUUUGCAGGGUUCAGUGCCAAGCUUGUUGGGGCAAGAUUCGGACAGGAACGAGCAAACUCAGCUUAUGCCCAUUCAGUUUCAACAACAGUGGCAAAUCCAAAUUCACUCACAGCUACAACAGCAGUCUAAAUGGUUGUCUGAAGGACAAUCUAAUAAUUUCAGGCACCAGUGGCAAUCAGCAACACAUCUCAAACCGAUCUUGCCAAAACCAGAUGGUCUCCCCAAGAUUGCACCUCAACAGCAGAGUGCUGGCUGGGCUGAGGUGGCACCAUCAGGUCAAGCUGGCACAGCUCCCAAACAGAUUCCAGAGAACUGCACAGCACAAAAUAACUGUGACGCAGCUUCAACUAGCACAUCGUCCCCUACUAGGGGCUGUACUGAUGGCCCAUCCAAGAGUGAAGCAAAGGUGCAGCAACAACCUUCUUUGGGGGUUAAUUCACCGUCAUCAACUCCAAAGUCACCAGGCACAGCACAAGGGACACGUUCACCAGUGUCAAACACUCAGAAUUCUCCAAACCAUGGGUUAAAUAUUCAAGGUCAACAAUUAUCACAGUGGCCAGUCUCUGAUUCAUCCCAAAACACUAACACGGGACUUGGUUCAUCAGGAAAGGAAAAUGUAAUUACUUUUAGCUUAAAUACGCCAGCAGGCACACUGCAGGUUAACACAGAAUCCGAUAAUUCUGAGCAGCCACAAUUACAGCAGUCAUCUACUGUAGCCAGUGCAACGAUUUCAACACAAACAAGGCAAAAUGCAGAUGUGGUAGAUGACAGUAAAAACAACGGUAAGCCUUUGAAUAUCGUAACUCCUGUUGAAAUUUCUAAAAGUGUAAACUCACAAGAAAAACCUGCGAAUGAAACAGGGGCUCAACAUCCCCAGCUCCAUAUAAUGCCAUCCCCUUCACAACAGCAACAUCAGCAGUUGCAGCUGGUCUUGCAACCACCACAGCAAAUUCAGCUUCUACAGCAAACAGUGCAGCAGAUGCAACCUGAACAAUUACAGCUUCUUCAGCAACAGCAGUUUCAUCAGCCCCAAACAAAUCCAUUAGGAUCAGUCAGUGUGCAGUUUGGAGCAGCUCCUUUUUCUCAUGGGAACGGAAGCACAGUGUUUGGCUUCCAGACCACUCCAGUUGUUUCCCAAGCUCUGUUAAAUGGACCAGUGCAGCAGGGGCCACAGCAGCAAUCCCCUCUCGUUUCUGCCUCUCAGAUCCUCUUAAAUCAGGCCUCUCCUUUUAUUACCUCACCACUCCCUCUGGCACCUUCUCUUGCUUUGCCAGGUCCUCAUCCGAUCCAUUCUAUAGCAGGGCAACUUCCAGGUCCAGCACCUCAGAACAUCUUCUUCACUCCACCAGGCAUAAUGAAUGAGAGGCCAGUAAUUCCACAGGCUUCGCCCUCAAUUCAAGGAGGACAACGAACUGAACCGAACAAACUUAUCGGUCAAAUUUCAUUUUCCACAGAUCAGCGUUUUCGUUGCAUGAUCUGUGGAUGCACAUUACCUGGAGAACUAGAAUUACAGGUGCACUAUAUGCAACAUGUACAAGGUGAGGUCUGAUUUUGUAGUGUUAACGUCCCUCUACACCUUUAAAGUGUCUGGCUGUUAAUGUGCCAAAAGGACUGUUGUAGAUGAUGCUUGUUACUCAUUUCCUCAAUUCUGAAUUUCUCCUUGUAUUCUGACUGUGUGAGAUGUGAAGUGACCACCAGUAAUUAGUCAGUUAAUAAAAAUGACAUUUUCAACAUGUUCAACAUGUACAGGUUCAAAUACUUAACUUACUAAGUUUAUUUCACUUUGCAAUGAAUUUAUCACCCAUGUUAAACUAUUGCUUAGGUUUUUUAAGUAGUUUAUUUUUUGGUUUUAUAAGUCCAAAUAUAAUGUUCGAUGAUUCAUUUUCCAAUCUAAAGCAAGUCUACUGCUUAUACAAACCCAGGCUAAUGUUCUCGAUCUGUAAUGACACAUUGCACUUAUUCAUCAAAGUUGCAUAGAAACAAUAGCAGAUUUUAGCACACAGACCAUGAAUCCAUGUCUGAUUCAUGAAACCAUCAUACUACAUUCCAAAGAGCCUUGUUUUUUAAUGAACAGAAAGCCCCUUUUUAUGUAGAUUUUGUGACAGUGAACCAGUAAAAGAAUAGGAUUUAUCAGGCUAUCCAAGAUACAAAAAAAGCCAAAGCCAAGUUAGAGGUGCUUUUGUCCGAAGUUACUCUAAAUAAGAAGACAGUUUUAAGGUCAAAAUCGGGUAUAAAACCAAUGUGUUUUCCAACCUCACCUGCUGGUAUGUGAGCUAUAUUUAUGGCAGAGUGUUUUUAUUCAUCCUAAAUAGGUCAGAUUAGGCUCAAAUUGGAUUUAAUUAACUUUAUUUAUGAAUAGAUGAGCCAAGUGUUCACCCUGAACAAAUAAACAAAUCUUCAUUUCCUAUAAAGCACUAAAAGAAAUUAAUCAAACACUAAGAAGACAACUACCAAAAUACUUAAAAUCAUGCCUAAUGUGUUUAGAUCUUGAUAUGAAAACUAAAAAAAAAAAAACACAAUUAUAUUAAAGUGUCUUUGAAUAUCCUGCCUGUCCAAGAUGCUACAUGUAGGACAGAGCAUUAUGGUGCCUCUUGUACAUAAAUGUGCAUAUAAAUUUCUUAUCCUACUCAACUUCCUAUACAUGAUACAGUUAUUGAUGAUACUGUCAUUGUUUUUUUAUUAUUUAACUGCAAAUCAAUUAUUUUAGGAUGUUCAAAUGUUGUGCUCAAAUUUACACAUACUGACCAGACAUGAAUUUUAUCAGACAUGAAAUUUGACCACACGCAACUUUAUUGAAUAAGGGCCAUUAUGUGUCGUCAUAUGUUCAUAUCAGUUUCUCUUGUUUUAUUUACUGUACAGCAUUUUCUGUCAAAUCUCUGAAACACUGAACUGCUUUUAUUGUUUAAGGCCUGUAUUUGUAAGUUAAAAUGGCAAACACAGGAGGAAAAUAUCACAAGGCCCUUCAUAUAAGAUCACUGAAAGUUAUCUGUCUACCUCCGUCUGAUCCUUGUAGUUUUAGAGUCAAUAAAUUUUGAUUUGGAAUUGA
Ictalurus punctatus (channel catfish) is the source of this 5629-nucleotide messenger RNA. RefSeq lists its product as uncharacterized. Bases 50 to 4132 code for a protein of 1360 amino acids. NCBI's taxonomy places the organism in Eukaryota, Metazoa, Chordata, Actinopteri, Siluriformes, Ictaluridae. The transcript has 2 exons. Gene Ontology annotation, molecular function: DNA-binding transcription factor activity; RNA polymerase II cis-regulatory region sequence-specific DNA binding. The record is from RefSeq and is a predicted model, not a curated record. Gene Ontology annotation, biological process: regulation of transcription by RNA polymerase II.